UGUGGUUUCGUGAACGUGUCUUCCCUGUUAUUUGUAGUUCAUAUACCCAGGUAAAAACGUGUUCUCAUAUUCGUCGACAAAAUAAAAUAUAUCCUUUAAAAAGUUCUAGUGAAAAUUAAAAUUUAUAAACGUGUGUCCUUUUUUUAUUAAGCGCAAGGAAGAAGAAGAAGAAAAAAGAAGAAAUGUCCUGACUUGUUUCCACGUGACCGCGAUGUUCAAAUGGAGUAGUGAUUAUUUUUUAUCAGUGCUAAUAAUUAACAGGCAAAUGUUGCCAGUCAAUUGUGAGAAUACACGCGGUGUGUAAGAUUUUACACACACGCAUUUAUUAUCAUCAUCAUCAUUAGUAUUAUUAUUAUUGAAGAAAUAAUAAACAGAAAUGACAACGAGGGAGCUUUACGUCAAGGAUGCAAAAGUAUGGGUACCACAUCCAGAGAAGAUUUGGGAGGGUGCAAUACUUUUGGAUAAUUACAAAUCGGAAAAAGGAACACUUCAAUUACGCACAGAUGAAUCGAAACAAACUAAAAUAAUAGAAAUAAAAAGUGACACGGAUCUUCCACCAUUGAGAAAUCCUGAUAUUCUUUUGGGUGAAAAUAAUCUCACUUCUCUUUCAUUUCUUCAUGAGCCAGCGGUUCUUUAUAAUUUACAAAUUCGCUUUCAAAGGCAUUGCAUUUACACUUAUUGUGGAAUUGUUCUCGUUGCUUUUAAUCCGUACAAUGAAUUACCCAUUUAUGGCAAUGACACAAUUUGGGCCUAUCGAGGUCAAGCCAUGGGUGACCUCGAGCCCCAUAUAUUCGCCGUUGCCGAGGAAGCUUACACGAAACUGGAAAGAGAAAGUCACGAUCAAUCAAUUAUCGUUAGUGGCGAGUCAGGAGCUGGUAAAACUGUUUCGGCAAAAUAUGCAAUGCGUUAUUUCGCGACUGUUGGUGGUUCAUCGACUGAAACACAGGUGGAAAAAAAAGUAUUGUCCUCUUCGCCAAUAAUGGAAGCUAUUGGCAAUGCAAAAACUACAAGGAACGAUAAUUCAUCUAGAUUUGGUAAAUUUAUUGAAAUUCAAUUCAAUAAAAAUUAUCACAUCAUUGGCGCUAGUAUGAGAACAUAUUUGCUGGAAAAGUCAAGAGUCGUUUUUCAAGCGGGAGGAGAGAGGAACUAUCAUAUAUUUUAUCAAAUGUGCUCAGCGAUGAAGAAGCUGCCGCAUUUGCAUUUAGAUUUUCAAGAUAAAUUCCAUUAUUUAAAUCAGGGUAAAGAUCCAAUUAUCGAUGGUGUUGAUGAUUUAGUUUAUUUCGAAGAAACAAUUAAUGCAUUUACAACGCUUGGAUUCACUUACAAGCAGCAAGAUGAUAUGUUUCGAAUUUUAGCUGCCAUACUUCAUUUAGGAAAUAUUCGUUAUACAAAUUCCGAUUCACAGGGAGGUAAUGACUCCGAAGGAAGCAAUAUAUCUGCAAAGGAUAAAAAUCUUCUUAUUAUCUCCGAAUUGUUGGGCAUCGAUGUAAAUGCCAUGAGAAAAUGGUUGUGUCAUAGAAAAAUUGUAUCGAUGAAAGAAGUUUUUCUAAAGCCAAUGACAGUCGAUGAAGCGAUUGGUGCACGAGACGCAUUAGCAAAACAUAUUUACGCUGAGCUUUUUAAUUGGAUUGUUUCGGGAAUUAAUAAUUCACUGCAAGCACAGGCAAAAAGUCAAUCGUUCAUUGGCGUAUUGGAUAUUUAUGGUUUUGAAACAUUUGAAAUUAAUUCAUUUGAACAAUUUUGCAUUAAUUAUGCCAACGAAAAACUUCAACAGCAAUUUAAUCAACAUGUCUUUAAAUUGGAGCAAGAGGAAUAUUUAAAGGAAGAAAUUGAAUGGACAUUUAUCGAUUUUUAUGACAAUCAACCGUGCAUUGAUCUCAUUGAAACAAAAUUGGGAAUUUUAGAUUUACUUGAUGAAGAGUGUCGUAUGCCGAAAGGAACAGACAGUUCGUGGGCUGAGAAGCUUUAUACAAAAUGUGGAAAAUCGAAACAUUUUGAAAAGCCACGAUUUGGCACAUCGGCAUUUUUGAUACAUCAUUUUGCUGAUCGUGUACAAUACGAGGCUGUGGGAUUUUUAGAAAAAAAUCGCGACACUGUGAUUGAAGAGCAAAUUGAUAUAUUGAGAUCAAGUCAAAAUAAAUUAUUGAAAAAACUCUUCUCUGAAGAAGAUCCAAAAUUGACGGUUCCUAAUGCGAGAAUUAAAGUUUCUGCGCAGAAAACAAGUAGUAGUAGUGCACCUAAACAACAUAAAAAGACUGUUGGAUCUCAAUUUCGAGAUUCACUAAAUAUGUUAAUGUCGACAUUGAAUGCGACAACACCUCACUACGUUCGAUGCAUCAAACCCAAUGAUACAAAAGAAUCAUUCGAAUAUAAUCCAAUUCGUGCAGUGCAACAACUUCGUGCUUGUGGCGUUCUCGAGACAAUUAGAAUAUCGGCAGCUGGAUUUCCCAGUCAACGAACGUAUGCCGAUUUUUUUCAUCGUUUUCGUUGUCUCUGUAAAUUUAAAGAAAUCAAACGUGAUGAUUUACGUGAAACGUGUCGUCGUAUUCUCGCCACCUACAUUAAGGAUGAGGAUAAAUUUAAAUUUGGCAAGACAAAAGUUCUUUUUCGUGCCGGUCAAGUGGCCUAUUUGGAAAAAUUGCGAGCCGAUCGUCAACGCGACGCAUGUAUUAUGAUGCAAAAAACUGUUCGCGGUUUUAUUUGUCGCAGUCGCUAUCGUAAGAUAAGAAAAUCAGUUUUGGGUUUACAGAGGCACGCGCGUGGCUAUUUGGCACGGCGAAAAGCCCAAAAAAUUCGCGAGGAACGUGCUGCAGUGAAAAUACAAACGCGUGUAAGAGGUUGGCUUGCGAGAAAGAGAUUCUUAAAUUUGAGACGAGUAAUUCUUGGUCUUCAGCGUUAUGGACGUGGUAUUAUGGCAAGAAAACGAUUCCGUUUAAUGAGAGACAAUGCAGCGGCAAUUGUAAUUCAAAGAUUUGUCCGUGGUUAUCUUGUGAGAAGACGUUGCAGAAAGAAGCUUUAUAAUAUUAUUUUAGUUCAAUCGUGUGUGAGAAAAUUCCUUGCCAAACGAGUGUUGCGUAAAUUGAAAGCCGAGGCAAGAAGCGUUGAACAUGUCAAAUCAUUGAACAAGGGUCUGGAAGUGAAGAUUAUAUCACUUCAGCAAAAGAUCAACGAAUUAGCAAAGGAGAAUCAACAUUUGAAAUUGACGCAAAAUGAAGUUGUGGACUUGAAAACGAAACUCGAGGGACUGAAGACGAUAGAAUUGGAAAAUAAAAAACUAAAUGGUGUAGUCGCGGAAAAAGAGAAGGAAAUCGUAAAAGUGAAGGAGGCUAUCGAGAAAGAAAGAGAUGAGAAAAUGGAUUUACUUCAAGAUAAGGAAAGAAUCAUGAAUCAAAGGAAUGAAGAGAACAAGAGGCUCUUGGAGGAAAAUGAGAAAUUGAGAAAGGAACUUGCCGUGGCAAAUGAGAAAUUAAGAACAAAUCUUCGAGGAGCAGAGGAGAAUCUUAAAACUCGAUUGGAACUAGAGAAGGAUCUUUUAUUACAUGAACAAGAUCAGGAUCGAAAUGCUUAUCAGAAAUUGUUGAAAGAUUAUCACGAUUUAGAGCAACAAAAUGAAUUUCUUCAACAAAAAUUGGCUCUUCACGUUCCUAGUCAUUCGCGAUCGUUGAGUAAUGCCUCGAGUGGAAGUGGACACAUUACUUCAACUGAUCUUCCACCCGAUGAUCAGAAUAUUGAUUUCGGUUAUGGAUCAGUGAAAUCAACAGGAUCUUCUAACACACCGUAUAAUAGAGUUGAGAAUAUCGAUUGGCAUCAACAACGAACGGACAGUCCACCAGAUGGUGAAAUUUCCGUAACAAAAUCGCCUCUCGAAAGAAAUGGUCCAGCGCAUGGUCCAGUGGAUGUUGGACUUGUGCUAAAACUUCAGCAAAAAUUGAGGGAUGUAGAAAAAGAAAAUGGUAGAUUAAUUCGAAUGGUCGAGGAUUUGGAACGCGAAAGUCCCGAAGAAAUAACAAGAGCUCAAGAUACAUUCAAGUUGCAAGAAUUUGAAAUGGAGAAUGAAAAACUGAAGAAAGAUUUGGGAUCAUUGCAAAAAACAGUUCUGGAAAAAGAUCCUGUUAAUGCACAGAAUAAAUUAAUGGAACAAUUCGAAGCUCUUCGCGAAGAAUUGGUAAGAAGAAGAGAAGAAUGUAUUCAACUUCGUACUGUUUUGGCUGAAAAUACACAACGAAUGAAGAGUCUUGGAUCUAAUUAUGGACGAGAUGUUGAUAUUGUUAAUGAAGACGGUGAAUUAAUAUUAGCAUUUGAGGCUCAAAAGAAGAUAAAUAGACAAUUGGAAGAUGAACUUCAGGACAAAGAAAAAGGUUGGCGUGAACAGCGAAAAGAAUGGCUAGCAGAAAUUGAUCGACUGCAAGAAGAAAUACAAAGGCAUCAAAAAUUAUUGAAUGUCAAUUUGAGUAAAACUCCACAAACACAGACUGAAGCUUAUUUACAACAUGAAAUAACGCGAAUAACUGCAGAAAAUUUGAAUCUUCAAGACCAAUAUGACAAAAUGGCCGAAGAAUGUAGGAAUUUAAAGAAGAAAUGCAAAAUUCUGGCUAAACGGCUCAAAGAAGCUGGCUACGAAGGAUCUGACGUUAAGGAAAGUAGGGAUCGUUCUUUCGUUUAUAAAGGACAUGUACCGGACAGCGUGGAAUUAUCAAACGAUCCUGCAACGAACAAUCACUCGUCUGCGGAUAGUGGAAGUAAUAUGCCUGCAAUUCGUAAAAAAGAACGAGAUUAUGAAGGAAUGCUCGAAUUCAAGAAAGCAGAUAUAGGAGUGAUAAUUAGACAUUUAAUUAUCGAUCUGAAACCAAGAAUCUCAGUAACUUUACUUCCGGGUCUUCCCGCUUAUAUUCUCUUCAUGUGCAUAAGACACACCGAUUGUGUUAAUGACGAUGAUAAAGUGAGAUCAUUAUUAACAGGCUAUUUGAAUGCAGUAAAGAAGGUCAUUAAAAAACGUGAAGAUUUCGAUUCAAGUGUAUUAUGGUUAAGUAAUACACUUCGAUUAUUACACAAUAUGAAACAGUACUCGGGUGAUAAACCAUUUCAAUUGGAAAAUACACCGCGUCAAAAUGAACAAUGUUUGAGAAAUUUUGAUCUCAGUGAAUAUCGUGUUGUUCUCAGUAAUGUUGCACUUUGGAUAUUUAAUAAUAUUGUCAAUAAUCUCAAAGAACGAAUUCAAGCUCUCACUGUACCGGCACUUUUGGAGCAUGAGGCAAUUAGUGGUUUGGAUUCAAAUAAACCUGGUAGAGCGAGAUCAUCAUCAAUGGGAGAGGAACCAGAAUCAACUCAACAAAUGUUGGAUAAAUUACUCGAUGAACUUAGCUCAGUUGAUAAAACACUUCAAUAUCAUGGUGUUGAUGCUGAAAUAAUUGUUCAAUUAUUUAAACAACUUUUCUAUUUUAUGUGCGCAAGUGCUCUCAAUAAUUUACUUCUGAGAAAUGAAUUGUGCCAUUGGACAAAGGGAAUGCAAAUCAGAUAUAAUAUGAGUCAUUUGGAACAAUGGGCGAGAGAUCAUCAUCUUGUCGCAGCAUCGGAAGCAUUACAGCCAAUAGUUCAGGCAGCACAGUUACUUCAGGCAAGAAAACGAGAUGAGGAUGUUGAUUCUGUGUGUGAUAUGUGCAAUAAACUCACCGCUAAUCAAAUUGUCAAGAUAUUAAAUCUCUAUACACCGGCGGAUGAAUUUGAAACACGAGUUCCCGUUUCUUUUAUUAGAAGGGUUCAAGAGAAACUCACUGAACGAAACGAAAACACCGAACAAUUGCUGAUGGACUUAAGAUAUUCUUAUCCAGUGAGAUUCUCAUUCAAUCCAUCGAACAUCAGACUAGAAGACAUCGAUGUUCCAGAAGUGCUUCAUUUACCGAUGCUCAAAAAAGUUUAGAGCAUUUAAUUUUUUGACAAUCGUGUUUUUUUUUUAAAUUAAUCAUUGAGGAACACUAACAACGACCCUUAACUCAACUAUAAAUGAGGUAUGUUAUUUAAAAUUAUAGAAUAUAUAUUUCGUUAUCAGAAAUGGAAGAUAUAAUAUCUAUUUUACGAAAAUUUAAUUUAACGGGACAUAUCUUUAUUUAUUAAUAUAAUUAUUUGCAUAAUUAAUAUUAAUUAGUCUCGAUAAAUUUGUAUAGAUCUUUUUUUAAAAAAAUUCGUAUUCAGAUAUUUCCUCCAUUUCAAAUACAAAAAGAAAACAAAAUUGAAAAUAAGGGGUACCAAAAGUAGUAUAGUAAUUUUGCGGAACCAGUUUUUGUAAAAAAAAAAACAUCGCUUUCUUUUUUUUAUCCAUUUGUAGUUUAUAUUAACAAAGUAAAUCCGUUUUAAAGAAAAGAACGUUCUAAAGUUAACAUGAAAAUUUCAAUUUCCUGUAACUUUUUUAACGUUUACGGCUUAUUUCCAAUAUUGAUAAAUAACAAAAAUUAAGAUGGUUCACCUUAAAAAUAUUAAUAUCAGAAAUUUGAUAAAUUUCAAUGAUUUGUUAUAUAAUAUUUAUUGUUUAUUUAUUUAUAUAGUAGUUGUAGACUUAGGAGAAGAAAAUUUAUGUUUCCUGGUAAACAUUGACUUUUGGCGAACUGAUAAAAAAAAAAAGUAAAAGCCAAAAAGAACCACCGAUAAAAUUUGUAUAUAAUUUUAAUUUUUUAUUAUUAAAUUUUUAAAAUCGUACCAAUUUAUAAAAGUUUUGAGAAAAUUCGAAAUGUUCUUUUUUUGUAAAUACCUAAUAUUAAUUUAAUUAUUAUUUUCAAACAAUAUUUUCUCUAUUAGACCAAAUUUACAAAAAUAAAUUAAUUUCAUUAUUUUCGAGGGUGAAUUAACUUAUAAAAAUAAACGACUUAAAAUUAAAAAAAUACGUACGAACAUUGAAAAAUUUAAUAUUUAUAAAAUAAUCAAAUUAUCUAGUUCCCAUUGUAAAAACAAUUGUCCAUGUUUUGUUCAAGUUAAAAAUUUAUUUAUUUUGAAUGAUUUUGCGUGAAAUUAUUUAAUUGAAAAAAAAGAAAUAUAUUGUAAUUAAAUUGUGUAAAAAGAGAGAAAGAGAAUUUUAAGAUACAUACUAUAACGUUAUGUUGUUAGAUUGUAUAUUUUGUGAUACGUGGAGAUUGUUAAAGAAAAAAAUUGGAAGAUCUUUAUUGAUCUUUAGAGAGUGAGGGAGAGAAAGGUAUAUUCUAAUUAUAUUACUGUUAAAAAUAUCAUUUACGAAUAAAAAGCGUACACGUUACGUUUUGUGCCAUUUCACAAUUGUAUUGAAAAUUUUUUUACGUUCUACAUAUAUUAAUUUAUAUACUUUUUUUGUGCUAUCAUAAAAAAAUCAUUUCAAUUGUUGCAAAAAGAAAAAAGUUGUACAUCUUUCAUAAACAGUAUAAAAGACAUCAAGUGAUUUCAAUGAUUACAUUUUUGAUGUAACAAAUUUAUUUGUUCCUGAAAAUAAAGUAAAUUAUCGUUGACUUACUGUUGUGAGUUUAAUUUCUUCUUUUUUGAAGUACAAAAAAAAAAUAAAGUAAAAUACAAGAAAUAAUUUCAUAAAAAUCAUUUAUUUCAAAACUUGAAUACAUAAGCAGCAAUUACUUUAUCGUCGUUUUAUUAUCAUAAUUAAAAAAUAUUUUCGACGGUGAUAAUUUUAUUUCUCUUUUUUUUCAUUUUAUUUAAUGAUUGUAAAAAUUGGAUAAAUUAUUUAAAUAAAUUUUUUGGAUUCUAAUUAUUGUUUACUAACGAUAUUAAAUAGAUGUUCAACUUUGUUCGUUUUAUAACUGCCAUAAAAUGAAAAAAAAACAA
This is a messenger RNA of Leptopilina boulardi, 7794 nucleotides long. RefSeq names its product unconventional myosin-Va (gene didum). Gene Ontology annotation, biological process: actin filament organization; vesicle transport along actin filament. Bases 377 to 5917 code for a protein of 1846 amino acids. The transcript has 20 exons. The record is from RefSeq and is a predicted model, not a curated record. NCBI's taxonomy places the organism in Eukaryota, Metazoa, Arthropoda, Insecta, Hymenoptera, Figitidae. Gene Ontology annotation, molecular function: microfilament motor activity; actin filament binding; ATP binding. Gene Ontology annotation, cellular component: actin cytoskeleton; cytoplasm; myosin complex.